This is a messenger RNA of Microplitis demolitor, 1554 nucleotides long. RefSeq lists its product as uncharacterized. NCBI's taxonomy places the organism in Eukaryota, Metazoa, Arthropoda, Insecta, Hymenoptera, Braconidae. The transcript has a single exon. The coding region runs from base 607 to 1410 and encodes 267 amino acids. The record is from RefSeq and is a predicted model, not a curated record.
AUAAAUUAAUGACUUUUAUCAUUAUUGAUAUUGAAUUUAUUAUUUUAAUUAAAAAUGAACAGCAUCCUUAUGUAUCCCGGACGAGCCCCCAAAAAAUUUUAAUAUAUAUUACGUCAAAAUAACACAUAUUAAUGGUGCGUUCGGAAUUGUAAUCGGAGUGGCUAGUUCAGAUAGUUCCGCUCGAAGCCGUUCGGUGAAUAGAGCGCAGUGCGAGCAAAAUUUGAAUAAAAAAAAAAAUUUAAGCAGCUCAUCCUUAUUCUGCAUUUCCGUAUUUUAAAGCGAAAAUAAUUUUAUUAAAAUAGUUAUUAACUAAUAUAUUUUUAAUUAAUAAUUUCUUGAUUAAUAAUUUUAAUAAUGAAAAACGGAGAUGAAUUUUUCGUCUGCAAUACUUGCCAAAAAAGUGAUGUGUCGUUAGAUUCAUUAAUAAACCAUUGCAAAGAAGAUCAUUGUGAAGAAAGUAAGUGAACAUAACCUAUAUUAUCAUUAAAAAAUUUUCUAUGACUAAUAUAAAUUGUUUUAAAAUUAAUAAUAAUUUAUUUAAAAACUUUCACUUUUAUAGAUGCAUCUUGUGCUUUAAAAAACAUAACAACUUACGUUAUUGAUGAUAUGAUUGAACCUAUUAAUGACAGUUUAAAUAGUCAAGACUCCAUGGUUUUUGAAUGUAACGACGACGAUAUAGAUACAGAGGUGGCUAUUGAAGAGGUUUCACAAGAUUUAGUUGAUAGUAGUAGCGAUUCAAAUGCUGAUAAAAUUACACAUGUAGAAAAAAAAAUGAAACAUAGUGAUGAACCAAAGCUUGAACGUAAGCUUUGGCCACCAAAUAUCACAGAAACUUUUGUUGAACUUGUUGAGAAAUACCAAAAAGAUUUAGAGUCUUAUAAAAAGAAACAUGUUUGGGAAAAAAUUUCUGAGAAGAUUAAUAAUCAAUAUCAGAGUAAAAUAACUGCACAGCAAUGUGAAACUAAAUGGAAAAGUGUUGUAAGAAAAUACAAAGAGAUUAAACGGAUCAAUUCUACAUCUGGGCAAAGUCGAAAAAAAUGGGAUUUAUAUGACAAAGUUGAUGCAAUUAUGUUUAUGAAACCUGAAAUUGAACCAGUUGCAAUAUGUAGCAAUAAACAAGGCCUAGUUAUCAAUAAGAAUACUAAUUCAACUUCAGACGAUGGAGCUAGUUGUUCUUAUAAGACAGACCAUGAAUCUUUUGAUGAUAGCAAUGAUAAGGAAUAUGAAUCUUCAUUCUCGAAGAAAAGAAGAAAAAGCAUAACCCCUACCGAACGGCGUCAUAAAGAAAAACUGGAACGUAUGGACAAGUACAAUGAUCUCUUUGCUGGACUUAUUCGUGCUAUUGGGAAAACAUCUAAUAAUAAAAGAAGAAGACGUACAAGUAGCUCAUCUUCAUCAAGUUCUGAUUGAUGUUUUAUAUUUUAUCGUUUAUUCUUUUAUAAAAAUUACAUGGCUUAACUUUAAUUACAACUAUUCUUAAGUAUAAUACUUUGUACUUAUUUAACUUUAAUCACAUCUGUUUUUCAAUUUUCAUACUUAGUUAAACAAGGUAGG